AUAUUUCCACAUUACAUCUGAAUAUCGAUCGUGAUAGUCGCAGUCGAAGUUAAAUUUCUUAACAGCUCUUUAUAGAUUCUUAUUAUGUCGUAAUUUAAAAAGUUUGAGAUCAGCAAGAUGUUUUCCAAAGUGAUUUUUUGUGUGGUUUCAAUUAGUUUUAUAUUAGUUAAAGGGCACAUUCAACAGCCUAUACCGAAUGAGGCUUUAGAUCAGGAUCUUUAUAGAGAUGUGAUAGAUCCGGAGUUAUGUAGUGAACAAAUAGAUCAAAUAAGAAACAAUACGAUUCUCUCCAUGUUGUUUGCUGAUGCUGGUAUCAGGGUGCCACGAGGCGUGCUUACAGGCAACACUCUUGACAUGGGUAACUAUCACCAAUGUCUGGGCAUCAACCUGGUAACAGAAACAAACACCGAACUCCAAGGGAAGUACUGCAUGAUUCGCGUACCAAUGAACCAGAGAUAUCAUUUCCCUGAAGACUUUGAGAUACCAAAUUUUGACCCAAGACUUCUACAGUUAGACGAUGAGACUGUAGCAACUUUGAAGGAAUACUAUGCUUCCAAACAAGGAAUGCUGGCGAUGACUGGCAUUUUUAAUGAUGAGAGGACUUCAAUACAGAAUCCGCUCUCUGGGUUAUCAUUCAGACUGGCUAUAUGUAUCCCAAGAUCAUGUACAACUAAGCAAGCAAUAAAUUCAUAUUUAUUCAACAUAUCCGCUAUUGGUUUUCAAUAUACUGAUGAGUUUUGUCGUCUGCCUAACGACAAGCCGUGGGUGCCAGGCGACACAGUGGCAGUGGUUGUAUUCUCAAUAAUUGGGUUGUUAACUCUUGUUAGCACUACGUUUGAUAUCUGGCAGACGAUUAUUUUGAAAAAAGAUCCUAAGACAGUGAGUGUUAUUGGUAGAUCAUUUUCUGUCUAUACAAAUGGUCGUCGUGUGAUGACAUUUACUUCUGGUGCGAACACGAUUGAAUGUUUGGACGGCAUCAGGGCUCUAGCCAUGAUGUGGGUGGUCCUUGGCCAUUCGUUUUCAUCAGAACCAAAUUGGUCCAAUCCCCUUGAUGCAUCUACGUGGGGGACAUCAUGGCAAGCUUUAUGGGUGGUGGCAGCAACAAUGACCGUGGACACAUUUUUCAUGUUAAGUGGCUUUCUCGUGGUUUAUACUACAGUUGGAAAAUUGAAUUCUAAUCAAUUAAUGAAAAAUAUUCACUUGUUCUGGCUGAAUCGACUCUUACGCAUGUUUCCCUUACUGGCCGCUAUUGUACUCUUAGAAGCUACGUUUCUAAACCGAUGGACUGAUGGACCCAUAUGGACUGUCGUGGAAGGCCAUGUUCACAGGUGUAGGACAUCCUGGUGGUCUACCUUGUUACAUGUACAGAAUUAUAUGAAUCCCACUAAUACGUGCGUCGGUCAGACAUGGUAUUUAGCAAUAGACGUUCAACUCCAUAUCUUGUCUCCAAUUAUUUUAUAUUGGGUUCUAAUGGGAAGGAAGAAGAUAGCUUGGGGUGCUUUGUUAGCUGGGCUGGUGGCUAUUUUGACAGCGGCGACUACUUAUAAUUUUAUCAAGGAAUUUCCCUCUACGAUGUAUAGUCGCCCAGACCGAAUAAUGGAUUAUUCAGUCAAUUAUUACAUGAACACGUUGACUCGAGGCUCUCCAUUUUUUGUCGGCAUGAUCUUUGGGUAUUUAGUGAGAACUGAAAAACUUGUCAUGUCUAAGAUCACAACAACAAUUUACUGGAUCGCUGCGUUUAGUUUGUCAACGUUUUUAGUGUAUACGCACUAUCCCAUAGGACAACAGGAUUGGGACAAUCAAAUAGGAGAUAGUUUAUACAACUCCUUCGUCAGACCUCUAUGGGGGUUAUAUGUUGGAUGUAUUAUAUAUGCUUGUGUCAAUGGUUAUGGAGGUCCUAUAAAUUGGUUCUUAUCACUCAGUGUAUGGAAGCUACAAUCUCGGUUAUCGUAUGGAAUGUAUUUGUUUCACUAUGGUAUGAUGGCUGCCGUCAACUAUUCCGCAGUUGCCCCUAAGUAUUUCUCUGUAGAAUCUGCGUUGUUCAAGUUCCUCGCUCACUACACGUUGGCCUUCGCUGUCACAUUCCUGAUGGUGCUGGUCAUCGAUGCUCCUUUCUCCACGUUAAUCAAGUUAAUACUUACGAGUCCAAAGAAAACCACCAAAAAAGAAUUCGAUGAAGAACCAACAAAGGAGAUGAAUAAAACAGUGUGAUACUUAGUAAUGUAGGUAAUCUAAUUUUUAGAGUUAAAUGAAAGUUGAAACUCGCUACUUGUUCCUCAUAAUUGUAGGUUUAAAAUUAUAGGUAAAUCUUAAUUUAUUUUAUUUGUACCUACUUGUUUAUAAUAAGUUGUCUGUAAUACAUUUUGUAAUAAAUGAAAUGUUUUAUGUUAAGGUGUA
This is a messenger RNA of Spodoptera frugiperda (fall armyworm), 2397 nucleotides long. Its product is annotated as nose resistant to fluoxetine protein 6-like. The transcript is spliced from 13 exons. NCBI's taxonomy places the organism in Eukaryota, Metazoa, Arthropoda, Insecta, Lepidoptera, Noctuidae. The record is from RefSeq and is a predicted model, not a curated record. Bases 118 to 2211 code for a protein of 697 amino acids. Gene Ontology annotation, molecular function: acyltransferase activity, transferring groups other than amino-acyl groups.